This is a messenger RNA of Etheostoma cragini (Arkansas darter), 1924 nucleotides long. Its product is annotated as NEDD8-activating enzyme E1 catalytic subunit-like. Gene Ontology annotation, biological process: protein neddylation. Lineage: Eukaryota; Metazoa; Chordata; Actinopteri; Perciformes; Percidae. Gene Ontology annotation, cellular component: nucleus; cytoplasm. Bases 241 to 1629 code for a protein of 462 amino acids. The transcript is spliced from 18 exons. The record is from RefSeq and is a predicted model, not a curated record. Gene Ontology annotation, molecular function: NEDD8 activating enzyme activity.
CUAGAUUGCGCAGCAGCACCAAGACUCAAGGGAAGAAUACAAUGAAUCCAAAAUGCAUUACAGUAACCUAAUAUGAAACAACAUCUAAUAAAAACAAUUUUUCCAUGGCAUUUGUUCAAACAACGUAGGCAAUAAAAGAUUUUUUAUUCAGACACACGUUAAGGCAGUUUCUGCUGCUGUGUGCAGCUUUGACACUCGAGAACACAGCAGACACAAUCGGGGACAUGGGACCGUGAAAGUAUGGCGGAUGCCGAGGAGCCGGAGAAGAAAAGAAGGCGAAUAGAGGACCUGACUGAGAAAAUGGCUGUAGAUGGUGGACACAGGGACGGGGGUUGCGACUGGGACGGCCGGUGGAAUCAUGUGAGGAAGUUUUUGGAGAGACCCGGCCCGUUCACCCAUCCUGACUUUGAGCCAAGCACUGAGUCUCUACAGUUCUUGUUGGAGACAUGCAAGAUUCUGGUCAUUGGUGCCGGAGGACUUGGAUGUGAGCUCCUCAAAAACCUGGCCCUGUCUGGAUUUCGCCUUAUUCAUGUGGUUGACAUGGACACGAUUGAUGUGUCCAACCUCAACAGGCAAUUCCUUUUCCGAUCCAAAGAUGUUGGACGACCAAAGGCAGAAGUUGCUGCCGACUUCAUCAACACUCGUGUCCCUGGAUGUAAAGUGGUCUCUCACUUUAAGAAGAUCCAAGACUUUGAUGACUCUUUCUACAGGCAGUUCCACAUCAUCGUCUGUGGACUGGACUCCAUCGUUGCCCGACGCUGGAUGAACGGGAUGCUGAUAUCCCUCCUGAGCUACGAAGACGGAGUCCUGGACCCCAGCACCAUCAUCCCUCUCAUCGAUGGAGGAACGGAGGGCUUAAAAGGAAACGCUCGUGUCAUUCUGCCCGGCAUGACUGCAUGCAUCGACUGCACAUUGGAGCUGUACCCGCCACAGAUUAAUUUCCCCAUGUGCACCAUUGCGUCAAUGCCUAGGCUCCCAGAACAUUGCAUUGAAUAUGCCAGAAUCUUACAGUGGCCCAAAGAAAAGCCGUUUGGAGAUACCAGCUUAGAUGGAGACAACCCAGAGCACAUCCAGUGGGUGUUUGACAGAGCCAAAGAAAGAGCUGCAGAGUUUAACAUUACAGGAGUGACAUACAGACUCACUCAAGGCGUUGUGAAGAGGAUCAUUCCUGCUGUGGCAUCAACUAAUGCUGUUAUUGCUGCUGCCUGUGCCACCGAGGUUUUUAAGAUUGCUACAAGCGCGUAUAUUCCUUUAAACAAUUACAUGGUCUUCAACGACGUGGAUGGACUGUACACCUACACCUUUGAAGCUGAACGAAAGGAAAAUUGUUCAGCAUGCAGCCUGGUGCCUCAGGAUCUUCAGUUCUCUCCUUCUGCCAAAUUACAGGAGGUUUUGGAGUACCUUACAGAGAAUGCCUCACUACAAAUGAAAUCCCCGGCUAUCACCACAACUCUGGAAGGGAAGAAUAAGACACUGUAUUUGCAGUCGGUAAAGUCCAUCGAGGAACGAACCAGGCCAAACCUCUGUAAAACAUUAAAAGAGCUGGGCUUGUCAGAUGGGCAGGAGCUGGCUGUGGCUGACGUCACCACGCCUCAGACGGUUCUCUUCAAGCUCAAUUUCACCACCUGAACGAUUCUUACAGCACUCUGCACUGGCGACAGAUCGACUGCAUCUCAAACGCAGUAGCACAUUUGAUAAUGUAAAUAUUACGAGUGAGGUCUCACUUGUGGGAUUUUUCGGUUGUCACAUGACGAUGGACUCAUUUCUCAUUUAGGAUUGUUUUUUUCUAUAAGGAACGUUGCUUACUUCUUGAUGUAUUUGUCCUGUUUUGACUAUAUUGUAGCUAUUUCCCUGUAAAUCAAAGGAGAAUAAUGAUGUGCACUAUAUGCCCUAAUAAAGUUGUAUUAUCAUGGUUGUAGAGGAA